Molecule: messenger RNA, 5348 nt
Organism: Porites evermanni
Lineage: Eukaryota; Metazoa; Cnidaria; Anthozoa; Scleractinia; Poritidae
Source: the annotation of a GenBank genome assembly
CAGCUUUCCUUGAAGUGUUUGGCCUUUGAUGCGUUGAUUACACCAGACAAUGGCAGUGGCCUGAGCCGCCUGCAAUCAGCUUGCAUUGAAGGAGAUGUAGAAACGUUUACGGCGAUCCAGGAGAACAGUCCAAGCAAACUUGACAGUAUUAUAGCAGUGAAUGUCAAAGUCAAAAGCAGCUCAUUGCACUUUCCCGGUAAGUCACUGUGGACGGUAUUAAUGCUGCACAAGUCCUCAAGACAUAAGCAGAUUUUCAAGCUUGUUGAAACAAUCUGUAGCGAGUUUCGUUCCCAGUCUCUGAUUCAUGUCACUGCAAAAGAAGGAAAGGUUCACCACCUUCGUAGACUGCUGGAUUGCGGUGAGCAGCUUACAACUGUAGAGAACCAUUGGUCAGGUAAAGGUCCGCUUCCUCUUAUGCUGGCUGCGAAAUAUAAUGACGAGGAAGUAUUUGAAUUUCUUAUUGAACGAGGUAGCUCUCCAGAAUGGCUUGAUGACCAACAACGUACCUCGAUCCAUUAUGCUGCUGAGGGUGGAAAAGUAAGAAAUCUUUUGCGAUUAAUCGAGCGUGGUGUCAAUGUUUUGCAAAAGGAUAGAAAUGGUUACUCAGCUUUACAUUUUGCUGCCUUAAAUGGUCAUACAGAUUGUGUCCGUCUGCUUAUCGAAAAUGGUGCCGAUGUUAACGAAUUAACGCGUUCCUAUGGCUUCCCACAAAAUCCUUUCUUUGAUUACGAUUCGUGUCCCUUUGAUAACACUCCUCUAAUGUUAGCUGCUGAAAAGGGACACCUGCAGGCUUUCCGCGUUUUGCUGCAAAAUGGAGGAGAAUUAGAGAAAGGAAACGAAAUUGCCUGGUUGCCAUUGCAUUCUGCCGCUAAAGGAGGCCAUACAGAAGUUGUUAAAUUCCUUCUUGAACAUUAUGGAAAUGUAUUAGCUGAGACUGUUCGUGGAACAACCGUCCUUCACUUGGCAUCGUGUUUAGAGUUGGUGAUGAUUCUUGUAGAACAUGGAGCUAACAUUCGGGCAAGUGAUAUGAAUGGAAGAACGCCAUUGCAUGUGGCUGCUGAAAAGGGACAAACUGACACAGUUAAUUAUCUUCUAGACCGAGGCGCUGGUAUUAACGCAAGAGACAAGGACGGUUUUUUGGCUCUGCACUGUGCUUUAAAGGGAGGUCAUGUUACCACUGCCAAGUUUCUGAUUGACAAAGGCAGCGAGUCCUUUCUUUCAAGCGAUCCAAACUUAUUAGGGUUUUAUGAGGCCGACUUGUUACAAUCCUCUGCCAGGGAGGGUUUAAGAGCUACUGUGGAAUUUCUUUUAAGCAAUGGUGUAUCUGCAAAUGUAAUCCAUAGCAAAACUGAUUCGUUACUAACACCUCUGGAAGAGGCAGCAUACGCCGGACAUUGUGAUGUAGUGAGGUUACUCCUAGACCACGGAGCCGACAUUAAUGGAAAUGUUGCCUCGAGGGAAGAACGUCUCCGAAAAAGGCAAAUGGAGUCAAAUUCGUGGGAAGAUAGACACUACUGGGGGAAUAUAUGCCCUCUAUAUGCUGCCCUGCGUGCAGGCCAAGGUGAAGUGGCGAAACUUCUAAUAGAAGGAGGGGCUAAUGUUUCACCCUUGAACAGUGGUACCUUUAGAGCUUUAAGCAAUCUUGCUGCCAAAUAUGGCUUAGUUGAUGUUCUUAAAUUACUUGAUCAUGACAAACUCGGUGUCAUCGAAGAUUUCCGUCUAAAAAGUGGAGACACGAUUCUGACGUCGGCCGUUUGUCGCAUGGAUUUUGAGUUAGUAUCUCAUCUUCUUCGAAACGGCCUGGACGCCAAUACAAAAAAUGAAGAUGGAAAUUCAUCCCUUCAUCUCCUUUUGCAAAAGCACAAACAAACCAGCAUGCAAAUGUUUAAGCUUCUUCUUUCCUUCGGUGCAGAUAUUAAUGCUCUAAAUAACAGAUUUGAAUCUCCACUACUUUGUGCGAUAGACUGCGAGGAAGAGAAAAUUAUUAGCUUACUACUCGAACUCGACUGUGUGGUAAACACUGAAGUUCCUCUAGGAGAAUCUCCACUUUCCCUUGCGGUCAUGAAAGGCCAACGCAAACUUACUGAAGCGUUGCUUCAGUGUGGUGCAGACAUCAAUCAGAAAUGCGGUAGGGAUGAACAUACAGCUUUACAUGCCGCUGUACGUAGCUUCAAUCGCAACGGACUUGCUCAGUUUUUGGUACAAAAUGGUGCUGAUGUGGAGGCCGAAGAUGUUUUAGGUGAGACACCUCUGUUUAAAGCAGCCGAUACGAACAACAAUGAAUUGGUUGAAUUCUUUUUGAAGUGUGGUAGCACUGCCAAUACAAAGAACAAAUGUGGUGAGACACCACUUAUGAAGGCCAUAGACGACUCUGUAGUAUCGAACGUGAAAACUUUGCUGGAACAUGGAGCCUCAGUAAACGCCAACGACCAGCACGGAAUCUUCCGUCUUCUUCAUCGUCUGCGUUCUUCCGAUGUGGAAAUCUGCGAGCUUCUUCUAGAAUAUGGCUGUGACGUAAAUAUUACUGAUGACAACGGAGAAACACCUCUACAUCAACUGGCAGGGGGGCCAGAUAUCGUGAAGAUGCUUCUUGAUAAAGGUGCGCACGUGGGAGCUCUAGACAGAGAAAAUCGCACUCCUUUACAUGCAGCUUCUUAUCAAGGUCAUCCUAACUCCAUUGAGCUACUAAUUCACCAUGGCGCUGAUAUUAACUCAACAGAUAACCACGGUUGGACGCCUCUUCACUUUGCAGCUGCUGGAGAAAACUACGAUGCCCUAGAGGUUUUGAUACAGAACGGAAGUGGCAUCGAAGCUGUUGAUAAAACAGGCAGAACUGCUCUUCAUUUAGCAGCAGGAAUAGGCUGCCUUUCAUCUGUUAAACUGUUGAUAGGUCAUGGAAGCAACAUCAAUUUAAAAGAUUACAGGGGACGGACACUUCUUGGUGCGAUGUUCAAAUUAGAUUACUCGUUUGACUUUUAUUACUUGGACUUUGUAAAAUACUAUAUUGAACACGGAGGCGAUAAGUUCGCAAUCGAUGACGAAACUGGUCGAUCAAUCCUUCACUUUGCUGCAGGCCACCAGUUUGUUUCUACUGUUGACGACCUGUUGUACCAUGGAUUGGAUCUAGAGGCGAGAGACAAGAACGGAGAAACUCCUUUACACAGGGCAGUAGCAAGCGGAACCAAGGAGAUGAUACAACAUCUCGUGGAUAGAGGGGCUGACGUAUGUGCUGUUAACAAAAGAGGACAGACACCCUUGCAUGUUAGUUUAGUUCAUCACAGGAGCAAUUUCUUGCUAAAACUCAAACCAGACUUGCAAAAAUCAGACAUUUAUGGUAACACACCCCUUCACCUUGCCAUUUACAAUCCAAGAAUUUCGUCAAUGUUUAAUGAUCCGUCAGCUUUUUCUGUAGACGAUGUACGUAUUCUCUUGAACGCUGGGGCCGAUAUUCAUUCCCGAGACAAGCAAGGAAACACCCCACUUCACAUUGCAGUGGCUGAGGAUAGGUAUGAAAUUGCAGAGCUCCUCAUUAAGAAAGGCAGCGGGGUUAAUGCAAGAAACUUGCAGGGUAGAACGUGCCUGCACAUGGCGAGUUGUUCUGGUGCGCAAGAUAUUGUGCAGAUGCUUGUUGCUCAUGGAGCAGAAGUGAAUGUUGAAGAUGAACGGGGAUGCACACCUCUUCACAAUGCAUUAUCUUUCCAUCAUUAUUGGCUUGUGGAGCCUCUUUUAAAACACGGCGGUAAUCAAAACGCAAUGGAUUAUAAAGGUUCCACUCCUCUCCACGCGGGUUGCAGCUAUAAUGAUGCCUAUGACUUCCUGUACCCGGAUCCAGCUGAUACCGAGCCCUCAUGGUAUUCUGCUUUCCAGGAUGAGUGGGUCUCAAUCAUGAUCAGCCACGGAAGGUAAGACAAAUAGCUAAUUUAGUCCUACACACACUUUGCUUGAUGCAAAGAUUUAUAUCUUAUCAGUGGAUGACUGUUUUAAAAGCUUGUUUUGCGGCAGAGGCAGUAGAACGAUACAUGUAUAAAGCUACUCGUAGCCUAUCAAAACCACUGUGACUGUCCAAAGUUCAACGUUUUGAUCAUAAAUUAUGAUCAGCCACGCAAUGCACCAUUUUUUGCGCUAACAUACGGUACGUUCAGUUGACCUUAUAAUAAAUAUUCUGGAAUAGGAAUACAGAGAAUAAUUAGUAAAUCAACCCCUUCCAACGGAGAGUGUAUGACCGGACCCUAGAUGAAGUAAGGCUUCCAGGAAACUGAGAUUUUGAAGCCUUUCCUUCCGCCAAGGGCAUUAUCCUCCGAUACACCGGCAAGCCUUAAAUGGGUUCAUCUAUUUUAUAACCGUUCCACUGACCCGCUGCCGACGAGAAACACCAGUCGUUGGCGCUAUAUUUAUACUAUAGUGAUCAUCAUCAUUAAUAUAAUAACAAAAGAAUAUGGAAAUCUCCCAUCACACCUACUAAGUUUCCAUAAAACUCGAAAACAAGAAAAUACUAUUUAAUAUUGUUUGCGUAAAAGCGCUAAAAGUGCAUAAACAUUAAAAACUGCUUGUAAUGAUCUAGUGGACGAAAUUUUACUCUACACGGCGGUCAUUAUAGCACUGGGGAAAAGCCGUUCCGUUGCUUAUACAUCGUCUGUCUUUCUAUUCCGGAGGAAAGACUGUUCCUGCGUGAAUAAUCCUCGAUAAGUACAUUUCUGUUCCAAAAUAAGGUCAAUCGAAUGCACCAUCAAUGUUAAUUGCAGUCCAGUUCUUCUUCUCAGUUUAAUAUUAAUUUCUGCUGCUUUACAUUUUAUUUACAUGAAAGUUUUGUCUUUAGUAAUCUCGAAGCUAGAGACGAUAAAGGAUGUACACCUCUUCACAUCUGCGCUGUUUUUGAUCGAACGAAAAUUGCUCGAGUACUUCUUAAACAUGGAGCUGAUGCCAACGCAAGAGACAAUGAAGGAAGCACUCCUUUGCAUCUUGCUUCUGCCUUUUGUGAUGACUUGGUUUCAAAAGAAUCCAAUUGCAACAUGGUUUCGCUGCUGCUAGAAUAUAAGGCAAACAUCAGCUUAAGAGACUCGGAAGGUAGCAUCCCUCUCCAUACAGCUGCGGCUUUUGGUAAGUACCGCACAGUGCGAAGGUUGAUUCUUGAAGGCAGUGAUGUAAAUGCGGUUGAUAGCAAUGGAGACACACCACUGCACGUGUCUGCAGGUUCAGGGCACCUGAAAGUUGUCCGCCUGUUACUGGAUAAUGGAGCCGAUUUAUUUACUGUUGAUAAGGAAGGCGUUACAGCAGCGGCAUGUGCUGAGAAGUUUGGUCAUAAGGAAACGAAGCAGUUUCUUGAAGAGAGUAGCUACCGGUGCUUGUAA